Owenia fusiformis is the source of this 1911-nucleotide messenger RNA. The record is from the annotation of a GenBank genome assembly. Lineage: Eukaryota; Metazoa; Annelida; Polychaeta; Sabellida; Oweniidae.
AAAAUUUAUAUCACACAUCGAGGAUUGUCGGUGACCAUAUAGCUGUUCAAGAUGGUGUGGAAACACUAUGUAUUAAUAUGCUGUUUUCUGCUAUCAGGAGUAUCCACACGGAGGAACUUGAAGCAUCGCCAUAAAAAAAUUUAUGUUGGCAAAGAAGCUAAAUUUAAAUGCUUACCAGGCGUGCCUAAGAACCACACUGUAAUUGGUUUGACCUGGAUAUUAACUGGAUACCAUAAAGUUGACAACUUUGUAGAUGAGAAGCCUGAGUAUGACGCUCAAGUGAGAAUUUCACUUCGUUUUGAUGACACAGGAGCAAUUCAGGGGCUACUACAUCCUGGACGACAUAAAUCCUAUUUACGCUAUUUUUUUCAAAGAAAGAGGAAUAAAUUUGUGAUGUUGAUCCGUAAUGCAAAGCUUGAUGAUGCGGGAGAUAUAGCAUGCAUUGUAAAAAUGAAUAAUGACGCAACAGAUAAAAGGUCAACUAUUACAAAAACAUGGGAACUAUCUGUUCUUCCAGAUGAGACACCAGUCAAAUUGGCAAAGGAAGGAGAAGAUGUGUUUAUACCAUGCCGGGUCCCAUAUGUACCAAAAGGCUGGAUUCCACAUUGGGUGCAGCUGUACUACUACAGCACAAAUCUACAAAGAUCUCAUUACAUCUAUGGCAUUAGAAUUCGGUGGAACCUGGAUAAAAAGCACGAUGGCACCUUCAACAGCACUAAGUAUGAGCUCAUGAGGCCAGAUAGUUAUUAUACCCAUGAUUUAAAGAUAAAGCAUACCACAACAUCAGAUGCUGGCUACUAUGUUUGUAAUGUAAAAAUGGAAAAAAUACAUUAUACACGUGAAGACGAUGAAACUGAUAAGAACUACUACUUCCCAACGCAGCUCAAGAUAAAUGGUACACAAGACAAGAAACAAUGUAGAUGUAGUAAACCCAAGCACCUGCUGAGUAAGAAUGGAGACACAUUAUUCACCAAUGGGUUAAACUGUGGCUCAAGAGUCGAAUGGAGGUGUAGUAACCAAUCUGAACCUGUAUAUGAAGAACCCAUAUCAUUCCAGAAAUGUGUUGAUGGAAAAUGGGAGCCAGAUUUUCAAGGUCUACCAUGGUGUGUGUUUUAUACAAGCGAUGAUCCAUGUGAGGAGUAUGAUAAUCGAAAGUUGUGUAAACAAGGGUCUACAUGUCUUGUCGAUGGUGAGACGUCGGAUGCAACAUGUGGUCCAUGUAAACCAUACACAACAGGAUAUUUUUGUGAAGAGAAAUCUGAUGAAUACUGUAACAUUCACUGCAAGAAUGGCAAUUGCACAUACCAUGAGGAUAGUGAUUAUUUUACAUGUGCAUGUCAUGAAGGUUGGAUUGGCUAUGGCUGCAGUACAAGUAUAGAAGCAGUAUGUGCUUAUUAUGAUGGAGUAUCAAGUGGAGGAAAGUUUUGCAAAAAUGGUGGAACAUGUAUGGCAGAAUAUCAUCACUACACUACUGAAGCUAUGUGUUUAUGCCCAGAAAAUACAACUGGCCAUGGAUGUGAAACACUAUUACAGUGAACAAGAUGCACUGUUAUAAAUACUGUACUACCAGUUAAUUUCGGGAUGCAUGCAUCACUUUUGCAAUUGAUCCUUAAAUGGGAUAAAUAAAUCUUCAAAGUUUUCAGAAAAUGAGGGUACAAACAGAGUGGUCUAUUUGAAAAUAUACAAAUCUCAUGAUGAUAUCUGAAACAACAAUUUUACACUGAUAUAUUAGUCAUGCCUCAAAUUAUACCCAUUUGUCACAAUCAAUUACAUGUAUAUACAUUUUUCGUUGGGACAGAAUAUGGUUGUUAUUACUAGUUUUCAUCUAUUGACCAUAUCUAGCCUUAAACUAUCGAUUAUUAUUACGAUUUUAUUAUCCUAUGUAAAAGUAAAUUACUACUUUAUCUGUUU